Molecule: messenger RNA, 1989 nt
Organism: Ctenopharyngodon idella (grass carp)
Lineage: Eukaryota; Metazoa; Chordata; Actinopteri; Cypriniformes; Xenocyprididae
Product: cytokine receptor-like factor 1
Exons: 10
Coding region: 784-1953 (389 amino acids)
Biological process (GO): cytokine-mediated signaling pathway
Cellular component (GO): external side of plasma membrane
Molecular function (GO): cytokine receptor activity; protein binding
Source: RefSeq, a predicted model, not a curated record
CUGGAACGGGUUUCUCGUGCAAGGCGCAUGAAAUAGAAAACCCGGAGUGGACUCCAAGCCCAGUGAUUACAGAACGCUUUGGGCGUGGGAGGGGUCGCUCAUAUGGGUUGCUCCAGUCCGGCUUUUAGCAUGUUCGUUGCUUGGUGAGACUCGAAGCUUGACGCUUCGGCUUGUUUCGGAACUAAUUUCUUAGGCUGAGAAGAAAUGUACGAAAUAACUCGCCAAACUUUGCGUGAAACACGUCGGAUGACAUCCCUCUUGUUAAAGCAUUGUAUGGUGAUAACUGGAAAGGAAGUCCAUUCACUCAUUUACGAGACAGAACCAGCGUGGGACUAACGGUAGGCUGAAGCUUCGGGAUUCACGCGGAGAGGGAAACAAGAACUGCUCUAGAUAUACAAGACCUGCUCGAGACAAGAGGAGGGCACAGACAGGAGGAAGGGUGGAAUAAAACGAAAGAGGCAAAAAUGACUUGGAACUGUGUGGGAAGACAUGGGAGGAGCUUGCAAAGUACUUAGAUGUGUCCUAGCAGUGCCUCAGCACGAUGCUAAAAGUAAAAGAAGAGGACGAAUGCACCGUCGCAUUAACAGAGCAUUUGGCGGAUAUUCUUUAAAGUUCUGUCUUGUGGAACAUCCGCGUGACCGACGCGAGCAGCGCCGCGCCUGACGCUGGAUCAUCGGCUGCACUGGAGCUGGAGUCGCGGUGGCAUGCGUGGAUCAAAUAUUCCCGCACACACCAAUAACACUCUCGUGUCCUGAAAGAAAGAAAGCGAACAUUUCUCGUAAGAUGAUCUGGUUGUUGUUUUUGCUCCUCUGUGCUGCCGGCGUGUUGUCGUCUUCCACCCAGGUGGCCACCAUCUUCCCUCAAGACCCCGCUCUUCCCAUCGGCUCCAGCCUGACAGCCACAUGCUCCGUCAACCCAGACCACGGCGUUCACGCGGGCUCGCUCUAUUGGACGCUAAACGGGAAGCGUCUUCCCAGCAGCACCUACAGCGUCUUGAGCCCCAGCGUUCUGAGCGUCACCCUCCCGCGGCUCUCCGGCUCCCGCCAGCGCUCCGGAGACAACCUCGUGUGCCAUAACAGCGGGGGUCAUGUGCUGGCCGGCUCCUGCAUCUAUGUUGGCAUGCCUCCUGAGAAGCCCGUGAAUCUCACCUGCUGGUCCAGGAACACUAAAGACCUCACCUGUCGAUGGGCCCCUGGGGGCCAGGGAGAGACCUUCAUCAAGACCAAAUACACACUCAAAUAUAAGCUCAGGUGGUACGGACGAGAAAAGGAGUGUGAGGACUACAACGCGGGAGAGCCAUACACAUGCUACAUCCCCCGCGACCUCGCCCUCUUCACGCCCUACGAGAUAUGGGUGGAGGCCUCUAACCAACUCGGAACCGCAACAUCUGACGUCAUCUACUUGGAUAUCUUAGACGUGGUGACGACAGAUCCACCGACGGACGUGACAGUGAGUCGAGUGGGUGACCUGGAGGACCAGCUGACCGUGCGCUGGGGGACGCCGCCUGCACUGAAAGACUUUCUCUUUCAGGCCAAAUAUCAGAUCAGAUACAGACUGGAGGAGAGCAGCGACUGGAAGGUGGUGGAUGAUGUUGGGAACCAGACUUCCUGCAGGCUGGCGGGGUUGCGGCCGGGCACAGUGUAUUUUGUGCAGGUGCGCUGUAAUCCGGUAGGGAUUCUGGGAUCUAGGAAAGCAGGGAUUUGGAGUGGCUGGAGUCACCCUACUGCAGCCUCAACACCACACAGUGAGCGACUGCUGACGGGGUCAUGUGACUCGAAGGCAGGGCAGCAAAACUCCACGCUGCGGCGGGACUUGAAGCAGUUCUUCGGCUGGGUGCGCAAACACGCCUACGGCUGCAGCGGUAUGAGCAUCAAACUUUAUGAUCAGUGGCGGGUCUGGCUACAGAAAUCCCACAAAACACGCAACCAGGUUCUUCAAGGAGAUAAAUCAUAGCACGUCGCUCCUGGCAGGCAGAACAUUUAACAACAA